Monodelphis domestica (gray short-tailed opossum) is the source of this 3297-nucleotide messenger RNA. It is a transcript of the gene APLN, whose product is annotated as apelin. Gene Ontology annotation, biological process: signal transduction. The record is from RefSeq and is a predicted model, not a curated record. NCBI's taxonomy places the organism in Eukaryota, Metazoa, Chordata, Mammalia, Didelphimorphia, Didelphidae. Gene Ontology annotation, molecular function: apelin receptor binding; hormone activity.
CUGGGGCCGCCUUUGUUGCGGGGCGCCCCCUUUCAGCCGCGAGGUAUGGGGGGCGGGGCAGGCGGGAGGGAGGCCCUGUCCCCCCCUUCCCUCCAGCCCCCGCCGAUGACCACAUGACCAGGCGGGCUCACGGCCAAGGCAGCCCCAGGCUCGGCUACAAAAUGCAGCCCGGGGAGUGAGCGGCCCGCAUUGGCGGCACCGGCACCGGCACCGGCACCAGUACCAGCUCCCGCACCGCAGCGCGAGCGGAGCGGCCAGCUGCGCCCUCAGUGGUAGAGGGAGGGAGAGCGAGCUAGUGGGCGAGCCGGCCAGCCAGCCAGCCCCCCGGCUGCGUGCGUCCGACCGUCCGUCCGUCCUUGUCCUACCGAAGCCUCCGCCCGGGACCAAGGGCGGGCAGCGAGCUCGAGUGGGCAGCCUCUGUGCCCGGCACAGCCGGCCGAGGCACGGCGAAGCAUUGCACGCGCGGCCGGCCGGCAGGCAGGACGCAGUGACGCAGGCGCGGGGAGCCGGGCUGCGAUCCCCCCCGCGCACACGCCCCCUCGCGCGCACACACACAUACACACGCGCCCGAGCUCCCCCGGAGCUCCGCUCCGCUCCCCGGCCGGCGUCCUCCCCGCCCCCGCCCCCGCCCCGCGCGGCCAGACCCAGCCCGGCCGAAGCAUGAAUUUGCGGCGCUGCCUGCAGGCGCUGCUCCUGCUCUGGCUCUCCCUGGCUUCGGUUUGCGGAGGGCCCCUGGUGGAGCCAUCAGACAGGAAGGAGUUGGAGGAAGGGAACAUUCGAACCCUGGUGCAGCCCAAAGGAGCAAGAGUUGGAGGACCCUGGCCAGGUGGUAGGAGGAAGUUCCGAAGGCAGCGUCCCCGUCUCUCCCACAAAGGCCCCAUGCCUUUCUGAAUCAGGGCUAUUAAGGCCUCCAAAGGCCCCUGUCUUCAGUCCAUGGUCUGCUCCCAGAAGAUGGAUGGCUUUUCCCACCCACAGAUGGGCCAGACCCCUCCCACACAUCGGCUUUCUCACACUGCUGCCUGGAUGGAGCUGGCCUGGACCCCUUUCUUUCUCAGAGUCUCCCCAUUUCUGUCCAUCCUCCUCACCCCCACCCCCUAUUACAUCUGGGGCCCCAGCACUGAGGAGUUGGAGAAGGCUUUCAUCCCCUUCUCUGCCCCCCUCCAGGCCACCUUCCAAAUGUCCUGCUGGCCCCUCUUCACCCAGUGAUCCAGAGGUCCCAGUUACUUCCUCUCGGAUUCGCCCUGCACUCAAGGGUUUCUGAACGGGGAGCUCGAGGGGGAGAGAAGAACCAGCAGAGCCUUCCAAGUGGGAUAUUGGCAGGGGGACGACUAGAGAUCUGUGGACGGUGGGCUCCCAUUGAUGUUGUGCCUUUGGAUUGGGGGGGGGCUGGGUUCCUAGUGAAGAUAACCGAGAUCCUUUGUUGGGAGUGGGGAGACCGCCAGUGUGUCUCUGCCACCUUUCAGUGCUGGAGACAAUUGAAAUUUUUGUCCCCUCCCCAAGGGAGAAGGGGUCCUUUGAAGCACUUUCUUAGAUGUUGGGAGAGGGGAGCCCCCUGUGAAGUCUUACUAUGUCUCCAUUUCCCUCUGGCGUAUGGUCUCUGGUGUAUAUUUCUUCCUUCUACCAUUUUGUGAUUUCAGAAGCGAUAUAAAGUCUAGAAGUCCACACGUACACACACAUAGGCAGGGAAGAAGAAGAAAAAGAAGAAGAGAGCUAUUUUGUGCAAGAGUGCUUUAUGGGGAGGGAAGAUUUUUAUUUAUUCUUUAUUAACUUCCAAAAGUAAAUGGAGAAUUAUUGGGCUUGUGCUACUUGGUCCCAGAGGAGUCAAAAUAAAGCAAUAAGUGAAGGUCCCAUUGAGGCAGGUCUGGGUUCCUUGUAAGAAAAAAACAGCCUAAUCAUUAUAGCUGGCCUAAAGUGGAAUGGAUUGCCUUUGGAGGUAGUGAGUUCCCUGUCACUACAAGUAGUCCAACAGAGAUUGAACAACUGCUUACCAGGGAGGGUGCAGAGGGAAUUCCUAUUGGGUUGGACUAGAUGGCCCCCAACAUUGCUCCUGGCUCUGAAAUUCUGGGAAUAUAGUGAGGUUAGUUUCCCCCACUGUUCUGGGGAUUGUGGGUGCAUUGCCUUUGUUCCAGUGUCCCGUCUCUGAUUUGAGGUGCUCAGUGCCUGCUACAGAAAUGAGGCUGGGGUUCAAAGGCAGACCCUAAUGCUCCUCACCCCAUUUCCCCCAUUUUCAAGUGAGAUUCUGGCCAGUGACUCCUUGCUAUCCGCACUCCCAACCUGAGGUUGGGGUAGCCCAUAAAAUGGGAGGCUACCAUGGAGAUAAGGGCCUCACCCGCACCAGGGUGCUGAGAAUCCUAGCAUUUCAGGCUUAGAAAGUUGCUUAGAGAGCUCUAGUCCACCCCAUCCCCAUCACAUCUCCUACAAGGAGAAACUGAGGCCAAGAAGGAAGUGAGGGGAGCCAAAUCUGGGACGGAGAGAGGGAGAAUUAGCUAUGAACUGCCUGCUUUUUGGAAGGGAGCUGUACCACUCCCUGCCUCCCACCCAGUGACACACAAUGGUUCCCCCCAAAUGUCCCUUCACUUUGGGUGACUUGGAUCCAUCUCGGCUGGUUUUCAUCUCCUGCAACAGCUAAAGUAGUGGCCUGGGGUGGGGACAUAAGAGAGCUGGAUACCAUUCUGGCCCAGUGCCCAUAUACUAAGAUUUAGACCUCAGUUGGCCCUGGAGAGCUUGUCUAGUCCAACUCCCUUAUCUUGGGAAGGUGGGCAACCACGGUCCAUAGAGAUUUCAUGACUUACCCAAGGUCACACAGGUAUCAAGUGGCAGAGUCAAGACUUGAACUCUGGUCUUGUGGCUCCCAAUUCAGCACUUUUCCCCACUAUAUUGCAGCUUCCCACAGCACCAGGCCUGAGAACCUGACUCGGGUCCUCCCUUUCUCCCAUUUAGCUGGACCUUCCCAUCCCACUCACCUCCAGCCUCGUGCUGUAGUGGCUGAAGCGCUUUGUUCACAUGAGGCCAAAUCUGGAUCCGCCACCCUCCCAGGACUGGUGGUCCAGGCACAAAUCCCAGGCUGGAAGGGUAGAGGGCCUAGAAGGGGGACAGCUGGGGCCUACCUGAUCCCAUUGCCCAUGGUAGUAAGUAGUUGGUUGGUCUUCUAAUUUAUGCAAAGAUGAAAUCCUUUUUCCUUGAGGUGGCGUCUCCUCCUGGCAAUGGUCAUGCCAAUUCCUGUUUGUAAUUUUGUCCUGUAUAAAUAUAUCUUUAUAAUAAAGAGUUUUCAAAGGGCCACAAACCCUUAUUUUUGGA